AUGACGCCGAAAGAGCUUUAUCCUCAGGCCCCAAACCGAUUGAAACACAUGACUCCCCUGCCCCCCACCCCCCCUGCCCCCCCUGCCCCCCCUCACGACCCCCCCAGCAUCUCAUCUUGUUCAUCUCGCUCCACCACUCCCUCCUCCUCCUCCUCCUCGUUCUCCUCCUCAACCAAUCCCUCCAUCUCCCCUACUCUCAACUCCACUGCACCUCCAUUCUCUCGCCACCACAAGAAGACUCCCUCCUCCUCCUCCUCAACACCACCACGUGAAGGAACCACAACCAUCAUCACCACCACCACCACAGUCACCACCGCUCAAAAUCUAACCGGCGUGUCCAAAUCCCCGUGUCCUGAGGUUAUGGGUGUCAGAGUGGACAUGGGUAACACAGGGAAUGAAGAUGAGGGAGUGGGGGAUAGCCUGGACAGGUGUGGUAAGGGUAUGGACAGAGAGAGUGAGGGAAAGGCAAACAGAGAAAGGGAAGGGAAGGAAACGGAGAGAGAGAAUGAAAAGGUUAUGGAAAGAGAAAUAAAUGGAAAAGAAAUGGACAGAGAGAGUGAAAAGGUGGAUAAAGAAAGGGAAGAGAAGGAUAUGGAUAUUGAUGGCAUGGCACAGAGACUAACACCCUUAGCAAACUGUUUAAUGGGUGACCAAAUAGCAAAGGUCCAACGUUCGAGCCCCGUUGAAUUGAGCCUGUGUCCAGUUACCCAGAGGACCCAGAACGCAGAAACAGACACACAGACACCAGAUAUCCUUCGGGGGUAUCCUAGAGAGCUCCUACACUCGUGUACACAACCCGGUAAGGACUCACACAUAUCCUAUUCAAAGGGAAGGACCCAGACUCAAUGCCCAGUGGAAAUGAAGGAUUCUCUGUCAACUCAAUGUCCUAUGACCUCCCAGAAUCCUUUGCUGGACCUAAGGAUGCCUGGAGUAAAGGAUCCACACACACAGCGUCCUUCGGGGCUCAAGAAUCCUUUACUGCAGGCCGGGAAGGAUCUGAAGGACGCUAAGAGUUUAAUGGCAACACAGAAUCCUUUCCUAGACCACAGAAUGCAAACACAGGAAUCCAACCCUUGUUCUGAGGAUCUUAAGGACUCCGCGACGAUGAGAGAUCCCACGGUGACCUCCAUGUCCUUGAGGUACCGAAGGGGGAAAGGGACUCGAACGGAUGAGCUCACAGUUUGCCAUGAGGAUAUCCGGAUGGUCAGCCAGUCCAAAAAUCGCGUACCGGACUGUGGAAUGCAAAUUGAGGUGGACCCAAACCUUUGCCAUGAGGAAUUUCGGACCUCAACCCAGUCCCAAAGUCGGGUACCACACCUUCCCCAAACCGGAAGGGACCCGAGAGAGGACCUGCUGACCCCCACACAGUCCGAAAAUCGCGUACCGGACCUCAUGCAAACAGAAGCGGACCCAAACCUUUGCCAUGAGGAAUUCUGGACCUCAACCCAGUCCCAAAGUCGGGUACCAGACCUUCUCCAAACCGGACCGGACCCGAGAGAGGACCUGCUGACCCCCACACAGUCCGAAAAUCGCGUACCGGACCUCAUGCAAACAGAAGCGGACCCAAACCUUUGCCAUGGGGAAUUCUGGACCUCAACCCAGUCCCAAAGUCGGGUACCAGACCUUCCCCAAACCGGACGGGACUCCCUAGUAUGCCGGACUGCUCUGCCCUCCACGGUCCAAAGCCCAUGGGUGCAAACGCCUCUACUAACGAAGGACCAAACCGUAAAUCCUAAGGAACUCCCAUAUCCCAAAGACACCUUGCGAACAUCCAACCCCAGGGGGACAACCUUUUCUAUACGGUGCCCCGGGGGAGGAAGGAGAAAAAGGGGAGCAUCGGUCAUCUCCCUGGGCGUGAAACUCUCCCUGGUGACACUCCUGCUGGCGGGAGUAGCGACGGGGAGUGAGUUUCCGGACAGGGAGUGUUGUGAUAGCGUUCCGCCCCCGCCUCCGAACUACCAUCAAGCGACCUCCACCACAACCACCACCACGCCCGCGCCCCCGCCUGGAACUGCACGAAACACCUCCAUUGUCACAGUUAGCCGCGGUGCCAGCGGGGUCAUCAACUGCAUCGAGGCUCGCCACCAAUGUCGGAAUGAUGGCCAGUGUCGCGACGUCCUGGACAUGCUACACAAAAUCUGCGGCCCUGAGUUGGUCGCCUGCGCAACCGUCACGCCUGGAAAGUGCAAGACGCUCCUUCGAACCUUGGGCCAGUACGAUUACAUGAAGAGUUGCACGUGCCGGGAGCCACACAUCGACUUCAACUGUUACACCUUCAGGGAAAUGAUCUUCAGCCACCCCUGCAUCCUCGUUGACACCCCCGGUGACUCCCAACAGUUCAUGCCGACCUGUACGCAAGCGGACGCGGACUGCAAGCAAAGUCGGGCGUGCGUCAAGAGUUACAUGGAAUUCGUUAAUUAUUGUGGCUACAGCGGCAUCACCUGUACGUCCCAGCAAAGCGACAAAUGUAACGAGAGCUGGCAACGCAUUCGAAUGUCCCCGCACUUCGGCUGUUAUUGCCCGCCUCAGAUGCGCGCCGUCCGAUACUCCGGCCAGCGGGGUCCCUACGACACGGCCGCCGCCACCUCCUCCUCGGACGAAGACAAGUGCAUGAUCAACUACAACACGACCCACGAGAACCCCUGCCUGGCGGGCCAGCAAGAUGUGGAUCGCGCCAAGAUGGUCCAAAACUCCCAGGCCAUGUGUCACAAAGCUCUGGAAUCGUGUCAGAAUGAUCCUCAGUGCUCCCAGGAGUUGGAUAAUAUCAAUACCUGGUGUGACCACUCCCACUGUGAACCCGACCGCUGUAGAAAUGCCCUCCAGGAUUUCUACCAGCGAGUGAAGGUAGUGAGGCGACUCCAAGUGGCCUUCUGCGUGUGUAGGCAAAGUGAUCACGACGGCGAGUGUCUGAUGGCAAUGCGGCGACUUCACCCGACCUGCGCCGAGCGACACACACCGCGCGACCCGAUGCAGUGCCACAAGAUCGCGGAGCAGUGUCGCAAGAACAGGGUUUGCAGCGCCAAGCUUCAGGAAUACGAGCAGAAGUGCGCCGCGGAUGCCAUGACGGGCCUGUGCAGCGACACCCACCGCAGCUGCCAGCAAGCCGUUAUGAACAUCCUGGGCACGGAGCUGCACGCCACCUGUGUUUGCAAGGGCACGGAUUUCCUUCACCAGCAGGACUGUUACACAUGGCAAAAGCUCCUAUGGUCCAACCCCUGUGUCAUCGAGUCACACCUGAAACUCCACGAGGAAAUCGACAGCGGAGCGGCCGAUGACCUCGACGAAGAGUUCCGCCGGAUGACCCCCGCGCCCCCCACCUCCACCCCCGCCCCCCACCACGGCCCCCCGACCUCCUACGACCCCGAACACAAGGGGGGCUCCAACCACGACUUCGGGAUCAUCAUGCUGCGACCGGACGGGGAGGAGGAGAGCAACUGGGGUAGGAUGCGCGGCGGGGGCGGCGGCCUCAUCGGGGGGUCGAACCGGGGCACCUACAUUGGCCCACCUGGGGGACACCGGGGGAAGUUUGACCCACCGGGGGGGUACAAAGGAGAGGGCCGCCCCCGACCUGACGCCGAGGGACACUUCAGGAGUCGUGGAAAUGGCGGGAAUGUCAUCUUUGGCCGCCCGACGAACGCCAUACCCAAUGGAGGCGUGUGGCCUGGGGGGCCGUACAACCGGGGGCCGUAUGGGAGCCACCGGGGGACUGGAAUCGCCAUGCCCUCAGACGCCCCGAGUCCCUGGGACUGGGAUAGCCGGGGGCAUGGGCGUAGACCCGGGGGUUAUCUUGCCCCGGACAGAAGCGAGGAGGGGGAGGUGGGGUACCCGGAGGGGGGGGUCUACAAGGCGACCCCUCGCACCCCGAUCUUCAGGCAGCCGUACAACCCCGCCCCCCACACCCCCGCUGGGUACAUGCCCGUCACCCCGACCCCCCCCGGAAUGCCCCCCACGCGCCCCGCUGACCCCGCUUCCACCCCCGCCGCCGCCGCCACCACCACAGCCCCGACGAGAGCGUGCACAAUGAAGGAUAGAGACUACAAGACUGUUGUCAUACCAGAGGGAUCCUCCAAGCGGCUGUUCAAGGGUGACUCGGACUGCUCGGAGCUGUGUACGUGUCCUGAGAUCGGGCGGGGCAAUGAACCAGAGGCCAAGUGCAUCGCCCUCAGCUGCAUGCAAAACAAGGCUUGCAACACCUCGCGCGCCAACUACCCCCACACGGCGCCCUACUACCUGGCCUUCAGAGGGGUGUGUCUGUGCUACGGCGGACGGUUCAUCUGCCAGAAGCCCGAGCCAGGCGAGUAUACGCUGGGCCCCGGCAUCUACCUCUUCCUGGGCUACAGUCGCGGUGAGGUGGAGAUCCUCAAGCCCUACACCUCCAUGAAUGAGCACGAGGCCGUUAAGGUGCUGGAGAACGUGCUGGUGCGGGACUACGACUUCCAGUGCGAGCUCACCACCAAACACCACAUAGGCGAGAACUUCAUUGUGGUGGCUAAGCUUCAGAUGAACCCAGACACGUACAUCAGUCCAUUCGUGAAGCAGCGCAGGGAGAAGGAGGUGUGCGCGGGGCCUCUGGAGGAAAUCGCAAAGAAGAUCAACUCCCGCCCGAGACACGAGGACAUACGGACCGACGCUAUCCUCUCCAUGUUCGUGUUGGCUAAAGUAGAUGUCAACUUACCCGAGCCGCACACCUCACCCUCCCACGCCUCCACGCCCCCCCACGCCCUCCCUGCUGUCCUGCUGACCCUCCUUGGCGCUCACCUGCUUAUCAGAACCCUCCUGCUCCCACUGACACCCUCCACCUGACGCCAGCAGUAAGGAUUGGUGAGAUACAGAGCGAUUAAAAAGGGCGGUUUCUGCAGGUUGGUUGAGGUGGAUUUCGGUGGUCCGCGCGAGGCUUGUGUUAGUUAGGGAGUGUUGGUGGUGGCGAUGUUGGUGGAUUUGGUUUCUAUAUUACUUGUUGGUUAGAAAAGUUGGUUGAUUUUGGUUGAUUUGUGUGUGUGUACGUGUGUUUGUUUUCUUUGUGUUUUAAGUGUUUUGUGUGUUGGUGUGUGCGUGUGUGUGUAUGUGUGUACGUGUGUGUGUAUCUCUCUCAUUCCACACACGCGCAUACACACACAUACACACUCACACACUCCUCCUCCUCCUCCUCUACUACUACUACUACUGGUGUUCAUGUAAGUAUAUAUAAGUGUGUGUGUGUGUGUGUGUGUGUGUGUGUGUGUAUGUGUGUGUGUACGUGUGUGUGUGUGUGUGUGUGAGAGACUGUAUUUUUUUCAUCUACAUAUGUAAGAUUUCCAUGUGCGAGAGAGAUAGACGGAGAGAGAAAACUGGAGGAAGGAAGGAAGGAGGGAGGGAAGGAAGGGAGGAAAGAAGGAAGGAGGGAAGGAAAGAAGUGAUUGAGGGAGGAAGGAAAGGGAUGAGAAAGGAAGGAAGGAAGGGAAAAGAAGAAAGCAAUAUAGAAAGAAAUUAUUAACGAAGAAAAGGAAGGAAGGAAGGAAGGAAGGAAAGAUAAAAGGAUAAAAAUAAAGAAAGAAAGAAGGAAGAGAGAGAAUUGAAUGAAUGAAAAAUAAAAGAAAAAUGAGAAGGAAGGAAGGAAGGAAAGAAGUCAGGAAGGAAGAAAGGAAGGAAGGAAAAGAAGGAAGGAAGGAAGGAAGGAAGAGACAGAAGGACAGUAACGGAGAAGGAGCAAGAAAGAGACAAAUAAAGGAAUGAGAAAGAAGGAAGGAAGGAAGGAAGGGAAGUAAAGAAGGAGGAAGAGAAAUUAGAAUGAGAAGAAACAAAGAAUAAACGAGAAAGACAGAAAUGAAAGAAUGAGAAAUAGAAGGAAGGAAGGAAGGAAGGAAGG
Messenger RNA from Eriocheir sinensis (Chinese mitten crab), 5845 nucleotides. RefSeq lists its product as uncharacterized. NCBI's taxonomy places the organism in Eukaryota, Metazoa, Arthropoda, Malacostraca, Decapoda, Varunidae. Gene Ontology annotation, biological process: nervous system development. Gene Ontology annotation, cellular component: external side of plasma membrane; signaling receptor complex. The coding region runs from base 1 to 4803 and encodes 1600 amino acids. Gene Ontology annotation, molecular function: signaling receptor activity. The record is from RefSeq and is a predicted model, not a curated record. The transcript is spliced from 14 exons.